CCGUAUAGCCAGACGUGUACUUACGCCACUGUUGUUAUGUAGUUUCAUCAGAAACGGGAAAUCGCGUGUUUACCGAUAACCAGCGCCUGUCAUCAGUCUAUUUGUUUAAUACUUACUAAUGUAUUCAAGGCAUAAUGUCGUCGGAUUUGAUGUUCGUGAAUUCAUCGUGUUCAUUAAUGAAUAAGGAAGUGGAGGAGGAUAUUUACAUCGAUCAGGAUGGAGAAUGGGAUAUCAGUUUGUUUGAUGAGCUGGAUGGUCUUGGGGAUGCUGAUGAGCUCUUGGAGGCAUUGGUGGAGGGUGUUUGCUAUGACACCUAUGCACCUGAUCUAAACUUUGACAUCGAGCACCCAGCAUGGAACUCAGAUGGGUGGAGAGAGAAUAGCAGCUCUCGAUCUGACGGUGAUGUAACAGUGGACUCGCUCUCACCAAACCACACGCUUAGUUCAGUGUCCUCACCAGCGUCAGUGGAGCCCCAAUCACCGUACUCUACACAUGAUGAGGCACUGUCUCCACUGUACUGGCAUUCUCAGCCCUCCCCGCUGUCUGUCUGUUCCGACUCAAGCGGUUGUGCUGAGCCGCCCGUUAAGAGGAGGCCACCCAAAAGGACCAGUCAGGCAACAAAAGCAAAGCUUGUCCAGCCAGCUAAGAGGCCCAUCCAGAUGAGCCCCAAAGUUUCCAUACAGCCUAAACCGCUCAUAACUGCUGUGCCUAUCUCCCGCGCUGCAGCCCCUCUUCAGACUAAGACCAUCAUCAUCCAACCUCUCCAGACCACAGUUCUACCUGUGGUGAAACCUCCACCUGUCACCAUUCAGCCAACACCCCCUGCAGGUCAACCAAUGUUACUCUCUCAACCCACUCAGGUUGUCCAGCUCCAUACGCCUCAGGCAGUAGCCACACGUGUGGUCACAGUGCCAAACCUGGACAGACACACAUCUGUUGUUGCCCCGGUAACAGCUACUCCUGUGGUCACCAUGGCAUUUCAGAAUAACACACCUGAGGAUGAUUCGAGUGUGUCUAGGAGGCAACAACGCAUGAUAAAGAACAGAGAGUCUGCGUCUCUUUCACGGAAGAAGAAAAAGGAGUACUUGCUGACGCUGGAGGCCCGUCUGAAGGUGGCGCUGUCAGAGAACGAGAAGCUGAAAAAUGAAAAUGGCACAUUGAAAAGACAAGUGGAAGGCCUGAUGAGUGAGAACUCCGUACUGAAGGCAACAGCUCCAAAAAGGAGGGCUGUGUGUCUUAUGGUGGUUCUGGUCUUUAUGGUCUUUAAUUUGGGUCCAAUGAGUUUGUUAGGAGGAGACAGAGGGUCUACCUUUCCUGCUGCGCCUGCAAUCAAUGGCAGACACCUACUGGGCUUUUCCCCAGAGUCUGAGAGAAACAUGGAGACAAACAACCCUGAGACUGAUCCCUCUAACACUGUGAACAGGUUGGAGGAUGUUGUAUCAGAACAGAAGGCUCUGAUGGUGGUGAAGAAGGAUCCUCUGUAUUUCAGAACUCCACCUCCCUGCCAGCCUCCUGUCAACAGGACCAAGUGCAUUAAGAUAACACAUGAACUGAGGGGCUGGGUACAUCGACAUGAGGUUGAGCGGACCAAAACACGCCGCAUGAGCAGUACCCAACACAGGAGCAGAACCAUUCUGAAAGCAGCAGAGAAAACCGCAGAUGUACAGCAGAUAGUGACACAGAUCCAGUACACGGAUUCCUCUGAAAAGAAUCCCAGCAAUGAGCUGCAGGUGUACUACGCCCCUCGCCGCACCUACAAUGACUUCUUUGAUGAAAUCAACAGAAGAGGGGAUACAUUCUACGUGAUCUCGUUCCGUCGGGAUCACCUUCUCCUUCCUGCCACAAACCACAACAAAGGAAGCCGACCCAAGAUGUCUUUAGUGCUGCCAGCUAUGAAUUACAAUGAGAGUGUCAUAAAAGACAAAGAGUUUGAGGUGAUGAUGCAAAUCGACUGUGAAGUCAUGGACACCAGGAUCCUCCACAUCAAGUCGUCUAGUGUUCCGCCCAUCUUGCGUGUCAAUCAGACGGACACAGGCUCUUUCUAUCACUCGGCCCCCAGCAACAACCAGCCUCCAACCCCUGUUGGAGUCCUUGUGGGUUCUGCUUAAUCCCAGCAAUUCACUAACUACAAAAAUGUAUCUUGCCAUGUUGUCAUUUUCGCAUCAUCUAUUUUAUUGAAUUUUUUAGUGACUAUUCUUGUCAGAGUGGCAUACCGUGUUUCACCCAGAUAAUGUAGUUAAUGGGAAUGAUAGACCUGUACUUGACGUCACCUCAUCACAAUACAAAUGUGUGCCAUUCAAUACGAAAUAAAUAUACAGAUUUAUUUCAAGUAGUCUUUUUCUCCAAAGACUACUGUUACCUAGCUUAUCUGACUUCAUUGAUUCAAAUGUUUGUUUAUUCCAAGCAGACGCAACAAUUAAUGUUCAGUCACUUUUAAUGUCUUUAUUGAUGUCAUGGUUCAGUUGCAUUUUCAUUUUAUUUAUCUGUUCUGUGUGGUUGUGUUGUCUGGUUUUGUUUUGUUUGCACUGUGCUUAUGUUGCUUAGUAAAAUGAUAGAACUGGUAAAUAUUUAUUUUUUAUUUUCAGUACCGAGCUUGUUUGGCACAUAUUUAAGGCUCAGAUUCAUAGAAAUAUUAUUUAAUUCUACUAUCCUCAAAGAACCCGUUUUGGCAGUUAUUUUUAGUUGCUGCUAGUGAAUAGAAAAUUAAGUGUGAAGAUUGAUUAUUUCCCCUUUUAACUAAUUUCUCAUGAGUGAAUUUUAUUUUCCUGGAGGAAUAAAAGCUUCUUGUCAUUCAGGACACUGCUCUAAAUAUAAAAAAAUGAGAAGAGUGUAAAGGAAUGUUUCAUGGUGUUUAAAUCAUCCCUCUGCUUAGAUUUUUCAAGGUUAUAACUUUAGACGUAUUCUAAUUGGCACAGUUUGGGGAUAGGGGUUGUAUGCUAAAUUUGUUAGUUCAUUUAAAUACAUUUCGGGCCCUUAUGUCUCUAUGAGGCUUAAUUGCACUUUAAAUAAGGUGCACUUACAAAGACAAUUGUUGAUAAUUGACUGGUUUGCAUGAAAGACGCAAAUAAGUCAUGAUAAUAUUUUGUCUCAUCUGUCCUUUAUUUACUCUAUGCAUUUGUGUCCAUUUAGUGUGUUUUAUUCAGAGGUUUGCUCAUUUAUUGUCAUGUUUAGGAUCCUGUAGUCGGUUGUCACUGGAAAGCAACAUCAUCAUUGGUUUAAUCUUGUGUAUAUCACCAAUCUACAUAAGCAAAUUUGCUGUGCUGACCAAUCAAUAUUAGAACUCCUUAAGGGGGUAGGAAUCAUCACACUUUCAAUUUCACAGAUGAUAAACUGAACUCUGGUGGGAGUAUGUUCUCAAAAUGUGGAUGAUUUAUUAAUAGAAUAUUUAGUGAGAAAUUAGCAAAUAUUGGCCUUGCAUAACAUUGCUGCAGAAAUGUGUCUCUGUUACACUCACUAUUUGUGAUUAAACAAUGUUUUUUUAUUUGAUCAAAUAUUUUUCACAAAUUUUACACAAUUAUUAAAUGUAAUAUAUUUAUGCAAUUUUCCUGUUUGUUCCUGUAAACAGUGAAGGAAAUUAAAUGAAUUUUGUGACAAUGCAAAAAUAAAUAAAAAAUAAGCACUGGACAAAUACUA
Xyrauchen texanus (razorback sucker) is the source of this 3633-nucleotide messenger RNA. RefSeq names its product cyclic AMP-dependent transcription factor ATF-6 alpha-like. The record is from RefSeq and is a predicted model, not a curated record. NCBI's taxonomy places the organism in Eukaryota, Metazoa, Chordata, Actinopteri, Cypriniformes, Catostomidae. Gene Ontology annotation, molecular function: RNA polymerase II cis-regulatory region sequence-specific DNA binding; DNA-binding transcription factor activity, RNA polymerase II-specific. Gene Ontology annotation, biological process: endoplasmic reticulum unfolded protein response; regulation of transcription by RNA polymerase II. Gene Ontology annotation, cellular component: nucleus. The coding region runs from base 135 to 2108 and encodes 657 amino acids. The transcript is spliced from 16 exons.